CAAAAAAAAAUCCGUUUCAUUUGUGAGGGAAUAAAAUUGCUCCGACCCUCUCACCUCAUCUCAUCUAACUCCAAAAAACGCUUAUCUCCCGUCCCAGCUCAAUCGCCUCCCUCUUACACCUUCCGACCACGGCGGCGAUCGGCUAAUUCCUAUAUUCGCCUCUUCAAUUUGAAGAAAUCUGAACUAUUAAUUGAAUUUGGUGAAGUUUAUGACAGCUUCUGUGCAACCUAAUUUCACAGACAUGGAUGAUGAUGAUGAGAUGCCCUUACGUUUCAAGCGUCCUAACAUGGCAUCAAAGUCGAAUGUAUCAAACUCUGAGCCAAAUACAUCAUCAUCUCAAAAGCAUGAUGGACAGGUAGGGAGGCAGAUCUCCAAUGCCAAUUCUCUUAAUGGUCAAAAUUCUACUGUUCAAAAGGACAAAACAGUCCCCUCCUCCAAGGCAUCGCCAGUGAAAUCACCAUUGGUUAGCCCAAGAGUGUCACCUCCAACAAGCAAGACAUCACCAGCAAAUACUGUUGCUAAAAACUCAAAACCGUUAGCUUCUCCAGCUAAUCGGUCAACUAAUUUAAACCAAUGCAGAUCAAACACGGUUGUUAAGGAGGAGAAGCCAUCUGUUUCAGAUCCAAAUGACGAAUCAGACUCUGAAGAUGAUAAGCCAUUGAGUAAUAGGGUAGGAUUGUCAAAAAGCAGUUCCAAUCAUUGUAACAAAGUGCCUGGUGCUUCAACAUCGGGUCCAAAGGUUGUAAAGGAUGAAGAUUCAGAUGACGAAAUGCCCCUGUCAACAAGAAUAAAAAUGAAAUCCAAUCCAGGGGCUCCUACCAUGAAGUCGCCUGACACCAAUAAGAAUAAUAAACCUGUACUGCCUAAACGUGAGCAAAAUGGUUCUGCAUCUUCUACAGUGCCGAGUAAGAGAUCUCCAGUUGAGAUCAAAUCUGCUGGUCAGAGCUCGGUUAAAAAGCCCAGGCUUUCUGAUACUUCUGUUUCUGCCAAGUCUAAGCAACCAUUGGUAAAAGCAGAAAAGAAUGAAGACGAUGAUGAAGAUAACAUUCCUAUAUCACAAAGAAUUAAGAAGUCAUCUACUCCGGUUAAUAAGUCAUCAUCUACAAAAAAAGCAACUGCAGUUGUUUCUUCCUCACGUAAAAUAAUGAAAAAGAAAAUAGUGAAGAAAAACUCUAAAUACUCUCAGUCAUCAAAGGUACCCCCCAGCUCUGGUGAAGCACAAAAAUGGACUACUUUGGUUCACAAUGGUGUAAUUUUUCCCCCACCAUACAAGCCUCACGGAGUUAAGAUGCUAUAUAAGGGACAACCAGUUGAUCUCACACCAGAGCAAGAGGAGGUUGCAACAAUGUAUGCAGUGAUGCUAGAUACAGAGUACAUGGACAAACCUAAAUUCAAAGAGAACUUCAUGAAUGACUGGAAGAAACUACUUGGAAGAAAUCAUGUAAUUCAGAGUUUGGAGCACUGUGAUUUCAGCCCUAUAUAUGACUGGCAUCUGAAAGAGAAAGAAAAGAAGAAGCAAAUGAGUUCAGAAGAGAAGAAGGCUUUAAAAGAAGAGAAACUGAAGCAAGAAGAGAAGUAUAUGUGGGCCAUUCUUGAUGGUGUAAAAGAGAAGGUGGGGAACUUCAGGGUUGAACCACCUGGAUUGUUCAGAGGCCGUGGAGAACAUCCAAAGAUGGGAAAGCUUAAAAAACGCAUCCGUCCAAGUGAUAUUACAAUAAAUAUAGGAAAAGAUGCUCCAAUCCCAGAAUGCCCCAUCCCUGGUGAAAGCUGGAAGGAAAUAAGGCAUGACAACACCGUGACAUGGUUAGCAUUCUGGAAUGACCCUAUUAAUCCAAAAGAAUUCAAAUAUGUUUUCCUGGCUGCUAGCAGCACCUUGAAAGGGCAGAGUGACAAGGAGAAGUAUGAGAAAGCAAGGCUUUUAAAGGAGCACAUAGAUCGCAUCAGAGCUGCUUAUACUAAAGAUUUUAAUAGUAAAGAUCCUGUUAAGCGACAAGUAGCAGUUGCUACCUAUCUUAUUGAUAAACUAGCUCUCAGGGCAGGCAAUGAAAAGGAUGAUGAUGAAGCUGAAACAGUUGGUUGCUGCACUUUGAAAGUAGAGAAUGUGGAGCCAGUGCCUCCAGAUACUCUGAAGUUUGAUUUCCUUGGUAAAGAUUCUAUCAGAUAUCAGAAUGAUGUUCGGGUCUUGGAGCCUGUUUUCAAAGCAAUUCAACAGUUUCGAAAAGGGAAGAAGGACGGUGAUGAUCUUUUUGACAUGCUUGAUACUAGUAAGCUGAAUGCUCAUUUAAAAGAACUCAUGCCUGGCCUUACAGCAAAAGUUUUCCGUACAUAUAAUGCCUCUAUCACAUUGCAAUCAGAGUUGGGUAGGUUCACAGAUGGUGGAGAUGUUGCAGAGAAAGUCGAUGUAUAUCAAAAGGCAAACAAGCAGGUGGCAGUGAUUUGCAAUCAUCAACGCAGUGUUUCUAAGACGCACGGUGUACAAAUUUCUCGCUUGAAUGAGAAGAUAGAAGAGUUAAAGGGUGUUUUAGAGGAACUGAAGAUUGAUUUGGCCCGGUCAAAGAAAGGAAAGCCUCCACUGAAGUCUGCUGAUGGGAAGACAAAGAGGAAUUUGGCACCUGAAGCAUUGCAGAAAAAGAUUGAUGAAACAAAUAAAAAGAUUAAGAAGAUGGAGAACCAAAUACAGGUAAAAGAGGAUUUGAAAACAGUGGCAUUAGGCACAUCCAAGAUUAACUACCUUGAUCCAAGGAUCACGGUUGCAUGGUGCAAACGCAAUGAGGUUCCCAUUGAAAAGAUGUUCAACAGGUCCCUCCUGGCAAAGUUUGCGUGGGCCAUGGAUGUCGAACCGGAUUUCACUUUCUAAAGUUUUCUCAAUUCUGGUAGAGUAUAGGACAACCACUCUCACCCAAUACUGUCCAGGGAAGAGGGGAAGAAAGGGAAAAAGGAAAGAAAUGGUUGACUGUCUUCUGACAAUUUGUUUAUUUAUUCACAUAAUCCCCAUGGACACUGAUGUUGUAUUCAAAGAAGCCUGUUUAAUGUAUUCAUGGGGUGAGUUGCCCCAUAUUUCGUUGAAGUUCCAAUCUACGAAGUUUGUCGAUUUUUUUUUUCCUGAA
Ipomoea triloba (trilobed morning glory) is the source of this 3107-nucleotide messenger RNA. Its product is annotated as DNA topoisomerase 1 alpha-like. Gene Ontology annotation, molecular function: DNA binding; DNA topoisomerase type I (single strand cut, ATP-independent) activity. Lineage: Eukaryota; Viridiplantae; Streptophyta; Magnoliopsida; Solanales; Convolvulaceae. The transcript has 16 exons. Gene Ontology annotation, biological process: DNA replication; chromosome segregation; DNA topological change. The record is from RefSeq and is a predicted model, not a curated record. Gene Ontology annotation, cellular component: nucleolus; chromosome. The coding region runs from base 209 to 2857 and encodes 882 amino acids.